CGGGAUGUCCGGCGUCAGCAGCUUCCCGAAGCACCAACGAGGAGCACUUCUCGCUUGAAAACUUGAAGAGCACUCUUUUCGAGCACUUUGAAAAUAUAGGAGAACUUGGUCACGAUAGUCUUUAGUUCCUCAGGAUGCGGCGUACACGCCACGUGGUGCUGCCCGUACGAUCCUGGCUGUGCAUCGGUUUUCUGAUAGUAUCGCUGGCAUGUCUGACGUUAGGAUUGGUGUCCAGAGAUAGGGAAGGACAUGCCGGCAGUCUUGCGGGUCCUGAACUCACGCAUCAAGCUCCUCAUCAAGUGGACGCUUGCCCGAACUUGAAUCCUUUAGUCAAGAGCCUGAUUGCCGAACCGGAAGAGGCUACGAAACUGAUUAACAAUGAUGAAAUAAAAAUAUCUGAAUCCAGAGCACCAUCCACGUCUCCAAAAUCUGUACUCUCUCGAUCGCUGAGUCUCGAUCGCUUGUCUAGAAGCGGUUCGCACGAGACUAGAGAGCGAUUGUCUAGAAAUCGAGAUCUAAGGACAAUCGAGAGACUUUCAAGAUCGCGGACUCGCGUAUCCGACGGAUCCAUUAAUCGUCUUCGAGAAUCCCGAUUGAUCGCGCAGUCCCGCGAUGACGGAAGCUCGUUCGAUCCCGCCACUCGCCUCUCCCGUUCGCGGGAUUUAUCCGAUCGAGCAAACGGUCAUCGUUUUGCCGAGCGAAAUUUCGAGCGCCGUCUGACUGAUCCUGCAAACUUCCGCGUGGAAGAUCGCCGAUUCACGGAACGGCGCGAGCUCAAUGAAAUUAGCUCGCGACAACAAAAUCGCGUCCAUCGAUCGGCAAACCGUCGAGACUCCCUGAAUCUUCAGCGUCGUACGAGCGAUCGUCGUGACGGUAAAUUACACUCGAUGGAGCAACGAGUCAAUCGGCAGGAAUCACGCGAAAGCCUAACGGAUCGUCGCGAAUAUCGCAAUCUCGCGCGAAAUCGUAUGAAUCAUCGUUUCGAAAUGCGCGAACGUAGAUCCCGAUCUGUCGAGCGACGUGCGUUGAUCAACCAUGAUCGGAACGCAGAACGAUCGGAUCGUCGCGAGGAUCGCAAGAUCGCGCGAGAAAAUCGCAACAAUAAUCUUGAUCGCCAAAGUCGGGAACGGUCUCUGGAAAAUCGUCGUCUUCUUCUCGACCGCGUUGAUAAUCGAGAUCGAAGAUCACAAUUCUCGGUUGCUGCCAGGAAUUCUCGUGGAGAUCUUAUUAGAUCCAACGAUCGUCAAAUGCUUUCUCGAUCGACGGAACGUUUAGGUGACAACGAUUUCAAUCGCGAAUCACUUAGUAGACGAAUCAGAUCGACUGAAUUCAGCGCCGAGAAAUCCAACGAGCGUAGAUCCUUGGCUCGAUCUAUGGAACGUCGCGAAAUGGAUCACGCGCAACGCCGAAAGGCUGAGAAUAUUUUCGCCGAUCGAAGAUCCCUUGAUCGGAGAAUGUCGAGAAUUUCAUCUGAAGAUAUACGUCGAGAAAGAAUUAAUCACGCAAGUAGACGUGACGAGCGUGAAAACACGAUCAGGACACGUUACAAUGUCGAAGGAAUCGCGAGUCGAGAACGAAGAGAGAGACUCGCACGAGCCUCUCGUUCACUUGAUCGUAAUUCGGUAGAUCGUCGAGAAAUUGCAAGAAUCAAGGACUCCGGAGAUCACGAUCGUAGAUCACGCGAUUCUACAGUAGAGCGACGAGAAAGGACGAAUCGUGUGCAUCGAUCACGGGAUGAACAAAGGACCGCGAGGAAAUCUCGCGAGAUUGAACGACGAAUUCCCGAAAGGCGAAUUUUGGAGCGACGAGUUACUUUAAAUGCACGUUCAAAUUCACCAAGAUUGUCCGAGCGCAGGAUCGACGAUAGUUCAAGAUCGCGCAAAGAAUCCAGCUUGGUAGAUCGACGUUUGGAACAAAGUCCAGAAAUGCGAGUUUCUCGUGCACGAAUUCUGGAAAGGCGAUCUCUCUCAGAUUCGCGAAGAUCAUCAGAGCGAAGGAUCGAUGAUAAUUCAAGAUCCCGCGAAGAAUCCAGGUUGGCGAAUCGACGUUUGGAACAAAGUCCAGAAAUGCGAGUUUCUCGUGCACGAAUUCUGGAAAGGCGGUCGGUCUUAAAUUCGCGAAGAUCGUCAGAACGAAAGAUUGAUGAUAAUUCAAGAUUCCGUGAAGAAUCCAGACUAGCAGAUCGACGUUUGGAACGAAAUCCAGAAAUGCGAGUUUCUCGUGCACGAAUUCUGGAAAAACGAUCCGUCCUCGAUUCGCGAAGAUCGUCGGAGCGAAGGAUCGAUGAUACUUCAAAAUCCCGCGAAGAAUCUAGGCUGAUGGAUCGACGUUUGGAACGAAAUCCAGAAUUGCGAGUUUCUCGUGCACGAAUUCUGGAAAAACGAUCCGUCCUCGAUUCGCGAAGAUCGUCGGAGCGAAGGAUCGAUGACAGUUCAGGAUCCCGCGAAGAAUCCAGGCUAGCAGAUCGACGUUUGGAACGAAGUCCAGAGUUGCGAGUUUCUCGCAUUCGCAAUUCGGAAAAAUCCUCUGUUUUAGACUCGCGAAGAUCGUCGGAGCGAAGGCUUCACGAUACCUCGAGGUUGCGUGAACGAUCUAGAAUACAGGAUCGACGCGUGGAGCGAAAUUCCGAAUUGCGAAAUCCAAUUUCCGUGCGGACGAAAGAACGUAAAAUGAAUUCUAGAACAGUAUCCUCUGAGAAUCAGAUCCCACGUUCAUCAGAAGCGCGACGCGAGAUCAGAAAUCUAAAUGAACGUCGUAUGAUUCGAUCAAUCGAGAACCGACUUGCCGAGUUUCGUGAAAAGGACUCCAUCAGACAUCAGAAAUCAACACGUUCGAAUGUCAAGGACUCAUCGAGACUGUCCUCUCUCCGCCGAGUCGUCCGAACUUCAUACGUACCUGAACAAAAUCGCGAACAACGAAAGGUGUCUACUGAUAGACUGUUUUCUGAAAUAAUAGACAAUGAACGAUUAUUCGAAAAAUGGGAACAAAACUUACAGGGCACACAUGUUGAAAAAAAUGUAGAAGCCAAAGGAAAAGUUUCUAAUUCAAUGAAGGCCUAUGAAUUUUUCAAAUAUUCUACGGCUUAUCAUCUUAUGAGACAAGCUUUCGUUCUGGCACUAUGUACCGUUUAUGGACUUUCUCUCUAUAAUGGAAAAAAAUCCUUUAUCGGCAGCAGCAUACUGCAGCAAGCGCAGCGCGUCAUAAUCUGGUAAAAUAAUUGAAGAAUGAUAAUCGGCUACCAAAAAA
Pogonomyrmex barbatus (red harvester ant) is the source of this 3246-nucleotide messenger RNA. RefSeq lists its product as uncharacterized. NCBI's taxonomy places the organism in Eukaryota, Metazoa, Arthropoda, Insecta, Hymenoptera, Formicidae. The record is from RefSeq and is a predicted model, not a curated record.